UGGACAAUAAUACAACUUAACUGCGCAUUUUUUGUGGCUUCACAAGAGGUUACUUUGUUAAAAGGUCAUGUUUGCACAUUUUAAUUGAUUCCUUUUGUUGUUAAAAUGGGAGUAUUAUGACCUGAUGGUACCCUAACAAAGGUCUAGUUCUUGUGUAUGUGCGUGUGUGUGUAUGUCCAUGCAGGUGAUAAUAGAUAGUUUUGGGAAAUUGUCUACCUGUGUGUUUGUGUGUGUGUGUAAGGGACCAUGGCGGGUUUUGGGAAGAGCUUGAAGGUGCUACGCUGCCUCACCUUUGCUACGGGUCUGGUGGAGUGUCUGUGUUUUGCUGGAGCCGUGUUCGGAUGGGCUUCACUUGUUUUUGUCCUGAAGACGGACGGCUACUUCAGCUCUCUGUGCGUCAACGCCACAACGGUCAAUGCAACGCAGGUCUUAGAUUGCAGUGAACAGGAUGAACAGUUCUCACUUGUUUUCACCAUUGCCUCCUUUAUGAACAAUUUCAUGACGUUGCCUAAUGGUUUCCUGUUUGACCGGUUUGGUACGACAGUGGCUCGGCUUUUUGGAAUAUUUCUUUACACUUUGGGUACUUUGAUGGUGGCCUUCUCGACUGCAGCUUUGUCCAACCUGCUGUUCCCAGCUCUCUCCUUCGUGGCAGUGGGCGGCAUUCUGUUUCUAAUAACCAACAUGCAGGUAGGAAACCUUUUUGGCUCACAUCGCUCCACCAUCAUCACUCUCUAUAACGGGGCCUUCGAUUCUUCCUCAGCACUCUUCCUUGUCAUCAAGCUGUUACACGAGGCUGGCAUCUCUCUCCGCUCCUCCUUCCUCUUCCUGUCUGCCUGCAGCUUCAUUCACCUGCUCAGGACUUUCUUCUUGCUGCCCAGAGGCCACAUACCCUACACCGUGCCUGACCACUACACAUACGGGGUAACCUGUGGUAAAUCAAAUAGUCUGAGCUUAGAGCAGACAGCAGCCAAUGCUAACACACAGAUGACGACAGAGGAAACGCCAUUCAACAAGGAACCUGUGAAACAAGAGAAGAGUUUCCGUGAGUGUGUGAUGUCCAGGUUCUUUGUGUGGCACGUGGUUUGGUUGUCGGUCAUGCAGCUCAGACAUUACCUCUUUAUCGGCACCCUCAACCCCAUGCUGCAGCGGCUGACGGCGGGAGAGCCUUCACUGGUGAGCCAGUACACCAAUGCCUUUGCUAUAACGCAGUUGUGUGGCGUGCUGUGUGCUCCCUGGAACGGUCUCAUCAUGGACAGACACAAGGGCAAACCUCGGGCUGCAGGAGAGAGUGAACAGGAAGCAGACCUGCGGGCCUCGGGGCUUUCUCUCUUCCUGACGGCGUUGCAGUGUCUACUGUUCUCAGUUUCUGCUUCCACCCCGUACCUGCCGCUUCAGUACCUCACCUUCAUCCUGCAGGUGCUCAACCGCUCCUUCCUCUACGGGGGCAACGCAGCCUUCGUCAGUGUGGCUUUUCCGUCGUGCCAUUUUGGGAAGCUGUAUGGUCUGGUCAUGGCUCUGUCUGCAGUGUUUUCUCUGCUGCAGUAUGCCUGCUUUGCUGUGGUGAAAGGCCCUCUGGAUGGAGACCCUUUAUAUGUAAACAUCGCUCUGACGCUGCUCAGCCUGCUCGCCUUCAUCCAUCCCCUCUCUGUCUUCCUGCACUGUCGAAGUCUCGCCUCCCAGCGAGCCAUCAAUGCCUCCUCCUAAAGUCGGUCAAAUGAGAACCACACUUAAAAUGUUCUUACAAUCACCAGUGGCACUGCUACCUCUCUAGUUUGAUUGAUUAAUAGUGCUCGUAAGGCUGUGUUAUGUUGCCAUGUGUAUCAUCAAGUGCUUUUCGUAUUGCAGUGAAGUGUGGUUUUGGGUACAGUCGGCACAUUCCCCACACUCUCGAAUCAAGUUUAAAUUGAAUGUAUCUAUAAAAAUUAGGAGGUUCUAGUUUUUUUAUUUUCACUUAGGUAUAGAUCUUUUUACACUCUUCUACAAUGUUAGAGUGUCAGCUGAUGGUGCUUUUUGGAAACCCAGCUUUAGCAACAAGCUAAUUAGCUUUGUCUGUUUUUACAGUUAAAAUUCCUUGUGCUAGCUGCUUUCCAUGACUGUGACAUAUUUUUAUGUUUCUUGUUUUACGAAUCUGAUGAUUUAACAUAUGAUGUAUUAUUUUAUCUAUGGUUGUAUUCAAAGUGCCAAAAGAUAAGAAACUUUAUUGUAAAAGCUGAAAAUGUUACAGAUAAUGUUUAUAUUAGUGUUGACCUCUUCAGGUUAUCUCAUAUAUUUCUUUUUUAAACCAGUAUAGGACCAACAAUGUGUGGAAGGAACAUGAUGCAUGUAGUAUCAGAGUAAGGGACGACUGGGAGUCAGAAUCACAAAUGUCAGUGUCUGUGUUCUUUUAAUUAGAUCUUUCAGUGAUGUGCACAGAACAAAAAGAUAACUCAGGCAAACCCUCUGUUUGGACAAAUGUCCUGUUAACUGAUCUCUGCACAGAUCGCUUUACCAUAUGAGUUCAUUCAGAUACAUGAAAUAGAGCAGGGUGGCCCCCUUUAUAUAGAUAUAUAAAGGGCACUAGAGCAGGGGACACAGCUCUGCCAUCUGCUGGCCACUCAGGUAGCUACUGAUAUAACUACUCUGCCAAACAUUAACCAACAGUUACAUGAUCUCCUUUUAUGUUAUAUUAUAUUAUAGUUAGGCUAUCCAACAUAUUAAGUCUCAGCUGUUGUGUCUGUGUAUUUCAGGAGAAGAAUUUAGUGUCAUGAAGGAUUAAAAAAAAAGGGAAAUAUGUCAUUUUUCUUUUAUCAGUAAGUUUACGUUUUAGCUUGAUGUUGUGUAUUUUGCUGAAAUGCCAAGACUGAAGUGGUGGUAAUGUUGAAAUGUAACAUUGAAUAUGCAAACUAUUUAUCUUGCUGCAACAAAUGAAAUGUAUUUUGUGAUAUGAACUUUGGAAGUGUAGUAAAGAGAAUUGUAACUUUUAAAUCGUUAAUUUUCCCCAAAUGUUUCAGUUUUCAGCUAUUGUGAGAAACAUGAUGCACUUGCAGGCAGCUGCCUAUUUCAGAUGGUGUAGAAAAUGCCAUUUUAAUCCAGUAAUAGGACAUUUAAAAAAAGACUAUAAAUGAAAUAUAAAUGGAACUGUAUGUUGUACACCUUGACAUACAAAUAAAAUUAAAAAUUUAAAUUAAAGUAA
This is a messenger RNA of Perca fluviatilis (European perch), 3172 nucleotides long. RefSeq names its product solute carrier family 43 member 3b (gene slc43a3b). Gene Ontology annotation, molecular function: transmembrane transporter activity. The record is from RefSeq and is a predicted model, not a curated record. The transcript is spliced from 13 exons. The coding region runs from base 247 to 1704 and encodes 485 amino acids. Gene Ontology annotation, biological process: transmembrane transport. NCBI's taxonomy places the organism in Eukaryota, Metazoa, Chordata, Actinopteri, Perciformes, Percidae.